UUGUGCAUAUAAUACAUAUAUAGUUUGUCAUGGAUACACUCAUAGUAACUUCCGUAGCUUUCAUAAGUUUCAUUCUACUGUUUAGCUAUUUUAGUAGCAACAACAAAAGAGCUGGAAAGAUCAGAGUUCCUGAAGCUUCGGGCUCAUGGCCUAUCAUCGGUCACUUGCAUCUUUUAGCUGGUUCUAAAGUUCCUCCACACAAAUUGUUUGGCUCAAUGGCUGACAAAUUUGGGCCCAUUUUCACUAUCAAACUUGGUGUGCAUCGAACUCUAAUUGUCAGUAAUUCCGAGGUGGCUAAAGAAUGUUUAACAACCAAUGACAGAGUAUUUUCUAGCCGCCCAAAAGCCAUGGCAAGCGAGGUCAUGGGCCAUAAUUAUGCAAAUUUCGCCCUUGCACCAAGCGGACAAUAUUGGCGUGACAUUCGCAAGUUAAUUGUUCUUGAAUUGGGGUCUCAACGUCGUCUUAAGAUGCUUGAAAGUAUUCGGGCCUCUGAAGUGAAGUCAUCCAUAAAAGAUAUGUAUACACAAUGGGAUAAAAAUAAAGGGUCAUCAAAAUACGCAAUGAUUGAAAUGAAAGAAUGGUUUGGAGAUUUGACAGUGAACAUACUUAUAAGGAUGAUGUUUGGGAAUGGUUAUUCGCGUGGAGAACAGAUUAAUGAAGAUCAGUUGAGGAAAUCGAUAAGGCGGUUAAUGGAACUAAUGGCAGCUAAUGUGGUAUCUGAUUGGUUACCAGGUUUUAGAUGGUUAGAUAUUGGAGGUUAUGAGAAGAAAAUGAAGAAGACGGCUAAAGAGAUGGACGAUGUGUUCCAAGCGUGGUUAGAAGGGCACAAAGAGAAGAUUAUGGAUUCUAUGCAACAAAAGCAAGGAGAUGAUCCCGACGACCAAGUUUUUAUGGCGGCAUUUCUAUCGCGUGUUAAAGAGCUAAAACAGGAUCUUUAUGGAUUUAGCCAUGAAACGAUUGUGAAAGCUUCAUGCCAGGAUAUUUUGUUAGGGGCAACAGACACGACAGCGAUAAUACUAACGUGGGCUUUAUCAUUGUUAGCCAACAACCCUGUUGUGUUCAAGAAAGCCCAAGAAGAGCUCGAUACCCAUGUGGGAAAGAAUAGAAAUGUGGAAGAGUCGGACUUGAAGAACUUGGUCUAUCUUCAAGCCAUCAUCAAAGAAACGAUGCGGCUUUAUCCAUCAGUUCCUCUUUUGCUUCCUCACGAGUCCACAGAAGAUUGCGUCAUUAGUGGUUACGCAAUCCCUAGAGGGACGCGUCUUUUGGUUAACGCUUGGAAGAUACAACAUGAUCCAAACGUAUGGAGCGAUCCUUUUGAAUUCCAACCCGAGAGAUUCUUGACAAGCAAAAAGGAUGUCGAUGUGAAGGGCCAACACUACGAAUUAAUUCCUUUUGGCAGUGGACGAAGAAUUUGCGUAGGAAUUUCGUUUGCUCUUCAAGCCAUGCCGUUGAUACUAGCGAGCAUAUUACAUGGAUUUGAGUUUCAAAAGCCAUCAAAUGAGGAGAUUGAUAUGACCGAAAGCAUUGCGUUAACAAAUCUCAAAGACACUCCACUUGAACUCCUUGUUGCCCCUCGAUUAUCACCAGAAUUAUACCAUAUAUAGUUAGCAUAUACUAUAUAAAAAAAAAAAGGAGUUUAUGUAUGAGUAAUAAUGUUGUUAUCCCCUGUUCUAUACCGCUCUCUGUUUUAAUACAACAAAUAUGAUAAUAAAACUCAUGUGUCCAUAUUCAUUCACGAGUAUAUAAGAAGUUAAGUCCAAGCACCUUUCUUAAA
This is a messenger RNA of Erigeron canadensis, 1774 nucleotides long. Its product is annotated as demethylepipodophyllotoxin synthase-like. The transcript has 2 exons. Gene Ontology annotation, biological process: defense response to other organism. Lineage: Eukaryota; Viridiplantae; Streptophyta; Magnoliopsida; Asterales; Asteraceae. Gene Ontology annotation, molecular function: iron ion binding; monooxygenase activity; oxidoreductase activity, acting on paired donors, with incorporation or reduction of molecular oxygen. Bases 30 to 1604 code for a protein of 524 amino acids. The record is from RefSeq and is a predicted model, not a curated record.